Molecule: messenger RNA, 2970 nt
Organism: Colletotrichum truncatum
Lineage: Eukaryota; Fungi; Ascomycota; Sordariomycetes; Glomerellales; Glomerellaceae
Product: elongation factor Tu GTP binding domain-containing protein
Biological process (GO): mRNA splicing, via spliceosome
Cellular component (GO): U4/U6 x U5 tri-snRNP complex; U2-type catalytic step 2 spliceosome; cytosol
Molecular function (GO): U5 snRNA binding; GTPase activity; GTP binding
Source: RefSeq, a predicted model, not a curated record
AUGGACGACCUAUACGAUGAGUUUGGUAACUUCAUCGGCGAGGAUGUAGGCUCUGAAGAGGCAUCUGAAAGGGGAGUUGAUGCGGGCGACUUUGUCUAUGGCGACGAUGCCAGCGAAGCACCUGCGCCCACCGGCCAGGAGUUGAUGGAAAUUGAUGGUCUAAAAUACUCAGCUCAUGAUGGCCCAUCAAAUGCGAUUAUCCUGCACGAAGACAAACAAUACUACCCCACGGCACAGCAAGUAUAUGGAGAUGAAGUCGAGGUGCUCGUUCGGGAAGAGGACGAGCAGCUUCUCUCACAGCCCAUUAUAGCACCCGUCGAGCAGAAGAAAUUUAACAUCGAGGAGACCGACCUGCCACCCGUUUUCUUCGACCGCAGCUUCAUGACCGAUCUCAUGAACUUCCCCGACCAAAUACGCAAUGUCGCGUUGGCAGGACAUCUCCACCAUGGAAAGACAGCAUUCAUGGAUAUGCUCGUUCUCGAAACUCACGACAUCACCGACAGACUCGAGCGCCGUGUCGGCAAGAACCGAGAUGAGCAGCUCAGAUACACCGACGUUCAUGUUGUAGAAAGAGAGAGGGGAGUGUCCAUUAAAUCAUCGCCUAUGAGCUUGGUGCUGCAAAGCACAAAAGGAAAGUCUCAUUUGGUCAACAUCAUAGAUACCCCUGGCCAUGUAAACUUCGUCGACGAGGUCGCAGCCAGCUUGCGACUGGCUGACGGAGUGUGCUUGGUCGUUGAUGUGGUGGAGGGCGUCCAGGUGAAUACGGAACAGAUCAUCAAGCACGCAGUUUUGCAGGAUAUACCCCUUACUCUUAUUAUCAACAAGAUGGACCGCCUUAUUCUGGAACUUAAGCUUCCGCCCAAAGAUGCAUACUUCAAGCUGAAGCACGUCGUCGAGGAGGUCAACACGGUUAUCGAAAAUACAAUCCCCGGCAAGGGCGAGGCAAAGCGGAUAAGCCCUGAAAAGGGUAAUGUCCUCUUUGCAUGCACUGACAUGGGCUGGUGCUUCACUCUGCAGUCGUUCUCGAAGAUGUACGCCGACACUUAUGGCGGCAUCAAUACUGAGGACUUUGCGAAGCGGCUAUGGGGAGAUGUUUAUUUCAACCCUGAGAAGCGUAACUUCACAAGGAAGCCGAUGGAGACCCGGUCAAAUCGCUCGUUUGUCAAGUUUGUGCUGGAGCCGAUUUACAAGAUUUUUACCCAUACCAUCAGCGAUAGCCCGGAGGAACUGAAAAGGGUGCUGGGCAGUCUUGGAAUUACUCUGAAGCCAUCGCAAUACAAAGCCGAUGCAAAGGUUCUGCUGAAACUGGUUUGCGAGCAGUUCUUCGGCCCCUCUACGGGCUUUGUCGACAUGGUCGUUCGCCACAUUCCGUCACCCGAAGAUGCUGCACAGAGAUACUUGGAGAAGUACUAUUCUGGGCCGUUGGACACGAAGAUUGCAGAGUCCAUGAAGUCUUGCAACCAAGAUGGGCCGCUGGUGGUUCAUGUAUCGAAGCUUUUCAGUACAGCGGACGCCAAAAGCUUCUACUCUUUUGGUCGUGUUCUAAGCGGUACUGCACGCCCAGGAACACAAGUAAGAGUUCUGGGAGAAGGAUAUUCAACCGACGAUGACGAAGAUAUGGCGAUGGCAACAAUAUCAGACGUCUUCAUUGGCGAGUCAAGAUACAACAUUCCCACGGAUGGUGUUCCAGCUGGCAACUUCGUCCUCCUCAGUGGUGUGGACAACUCAAUCGUCAAGACGGCAACGAUUGUUCCUCCCAAGCUGGAGGAUGAUGAGGACGCGUACAUCUUCAAGCCUGUCACGCAUUUUACAGAAUCGGUGCUCAAAGUGGCUGUCGAACCCAUCAACCCUUCGGAACUGCCCAAGAUGCUCGACGGAUUGCGGAAAAUCCAAAAGAGUUACCCCUUGAUCACUACCAAGGUUGAAGAAUCGGGAGAACAUAUUAUUCUUGGCACAGGUGAGCUAUACAUGGACUGUGUCCUUCAUGACUUAAGACGUCUCUACGCCGACAUGGAAAUCAAGGUAUCGGACCCGGUCACGCGAUUCUGUGAGACGGUUGUUGAGCAGUCGGCGACCAAGUGUUACGCUAUCACACCGAACAAGAAAAACAAGAUCACAAUGGUUGCCGAGCAGUUGGAUAAGGGCAUAUCGGAAGACAUUGAGUCAGGCAAGGUUAAGAUUCGGGACCCUAUUCGCAAGACGGCCAAUUACUUUGAGGAGACCUACGGAUGGGACAAGCUGGCGGCGAGAAGCAUCUGGGCAUUUGGCCCUGAUGAAAUGGGCCCCAAUAUCCUCCAAGACGACACGUUACCCUCCGAGGUUGACAAGAAACUUCUAACUACGGUAAAGGAGACCAUCCGCCAAGGAUUCAGCUGGGCAACCAGAGAAGGCCCCCUGUGCGAAGAGCCCAUUCGAAAUACAAAAUUCAGGAUCACGGACGUCUCAUUGGCUUCGGAAGCCAUCUUCCGCGGAGGCGGUCAGAUUAUCCCCACCUCCCGGCGAGCCUGCUAUUCUUCCUUCCUGAUGGCUUCCCCUAGACUAAUGGAGCCCUUGUAUGCUGUCUCAGUGACGGGACCUGAGGACUCUGCCACAGAGGUCUAUACUACACUUGCUAGACGCCGUGGUCAUGUCCUUCAGGACGGACCGGUAGCCGGCACUCCUCUCUACCGCGUUAACGGCCUUAUUCCCGUCAUCGAUUCAUUUGGCUUCGAGACGGACCUACGCAUCAAAACAAAGGGCAUGGCCAUGGUGAGUUUGACGUUUGAUAGCUGGAGCAUCGUUCCUGGCGACCCCCUUGAUAAGGAGGUGAUCAUUCGGCCCCUGCAGCCAGCCAGUGCUCAGGCUACAGCUAGGGACUUUGUGCUAAAGACCAGAAGAAGGAAGGGCCUGAGCGAGGACGUGAGCGUGGCAACGUUCCUGGAGCCGGAGUUUUACCAGAGCCUCAUGGAGAGUGGUGCCCUUGGCGAGUAA